Molecule: messenger RNA, 1619 nt
Organism: Megalobrama amblycephala (Wuchang bream)
Lineage: Eukaryota; Metazoa; Chordata; Actinopteri; Cypriniformes; Xenocyprididae
Product: interferon regulatory factor 4-like
Exons: 9
Coding region: 163-1356 (397 amino acids)
Biological process (GO): immune system process; regulation of transcription by RNA polymerase II
Cellular component (GO): nucleus
Molecular function (GO): DNA-binding transcription factor activity, RNA polymerase II-specific; protein binding; RNA polymerase II cis-regulatory region sequence-specific DNA binding
Source: RefSeq, a predicted model, not a curated record
UACUUGCGUGACAGUUUGUCUUGCCUCGUCUUAUUACGUGAACGUGUCAUUGAGCAGGGCAACAUUCGUUACAUGGGAAACCGAAAGUGUUUCACUUCAUACUUUUACUUUCACUUUUAAAGCAACACACAUGUCCGAAUACAUGAAAUUAUUCCACUAUUGAUGGAAGACAGGUCGAGGCACAUGCGACUGAGAGAAUGGCUCAUAGCGCAGAUAGACAGCGGCAAAUACGCUGGACUAAGCUGGGAAAAUGAGGAGAAAACCAUGUUCAGAAUUCCCUGGAAACACGCCGCCAAACAGGACUACAGACAGAACCAGGACGCUGCGCUGUUUAAGGCAUGGGCUAUGUACAAGGGUAAAUUUCAAGAGGGCAGGGACAAAGCAGAUCCAUCUACUUGGAAAACACGCCUGCGUUGUGCGCUCAACAAGAGCACAGAUUUCCAGGAGGUUCCUGAGCGCAGUCAGCUGGAUAUCUCUGAGCCAUACAAGGUCUACCGUAUCCUGGACGACUCAGGAAGAGUGACAGAAUCUGCUGGAAACCCAGUGAUAUCACAUGACAGCGACUGCAGCAAAGCCUUGAGAGAUACACAACUGCCCAUGCAGGAGGACAGUCCACUUGGUGACUCAAACAAAGGUGCUGGAUGGAGUGUGAAUGGCAGGUCGUAUGCAUGUCCCAGUACAGACACUAAAGCCUGCAUUAGCUCCAAUCUUCAAUCUGUUCCCAUAUAUCCAUCUCACAUCCCCCUAUCAGAUUGCCGUCUGGAGGUGCGUUUGUUCUAUCAUGGUAACCUGGUGCAAAAGCUCAUAACUUCAUCUCCAGAUGGCUGCUUCAUUCUGCAAGGCUGUGCUCCGGUAGGGAACGAGCGUAUCUACGGGCCUUGUGAAGCUGAGAAGGUUUUCUUCCCCCGUCCAGACACCAUCCGCCUGCCCCCAGGCAUCACUGAAGCCAUGAGCCGUCUUCUGCCCCACCUGGAGAAAGGUGUGCUGGUGUGGGUAGCUCCAGAUGGCGUGUUCAUCAAACGCUUCUGCCAGGGCCGCGUGUACUGGGACGGCCCAUUGGCAGAGCACAGACAGAAACCAAACAAACUAGAGAGAGAGAGGACCUGUAAACUCCUGGAUAUGACCAUCUUCAUGCAAGAGUUACAAAACCACCAGCAGGCCACUGGUCCCGAGCCACGAUACACAGUGGACCUGUGCUUCGGAGAGGAGUUCCCUGACCCCAGCCAACCAAAGAACAAGAAGCUCAUCACUGCAGAAGUGAUUCCUCUGUUUGCUGUAGAGUGUCUCCGCAGGCAUAAUGCACCUAAUAAUGUGGAGAUGAAGCAAUCACCCCCACACAGGAAAACCAAUGAUUAGACACACCUUAAUCAGAACAGCGCACAUUUCAUCAUCCCUGUGUUUGAUUUCUCCAAAUAAUAAUAAUUAUAAUAAAAAUGAUAAUAAUAAUAAACAUUUAUAUUUCUGUAACUAACAGCAGUAGAAUAAAAUGUAUGUUCACAUUUUCUUCUCUCAUUAUCAAGCUUUAUUCUAAUCUAUAUUUUUUUACUAAUAAUCAUGAUUCUGAUGCAAUUAGAUUAUGAUUUCUUUAUUUUUUGUAAAAUUAUGUUUGGAAAAUUAAA